Pocillopora verrucosa is the source of this 906-nucleotide messenger RNA. RefSeq names its product DNA repair protein XRCC2. The record is from RefSeq and is a predicted model, not a curated record. Gene Ontology annotation, biological process: DNA strand invasion; double-strand break repair via homologous recombination. Lineage: Eukaryota; Metazoa; Cnidaria; Anthozoa; Scleractinia; Pocilloporidae. Gene Ontology annotation, molecular function: ATP-dependent DNA damage sensor activity; four-way junction DNA binding; ATP binding. Gene Ontology annotation, cellular component: centrosome; replication fork; Rad51B-Rad51C-Rad51D-XRCC2 complex.
AUGGCUUCUGAGUCGGCAGCUCAGCUGUUUGCGCGGUUGGGUGGAAAACAGGCUCUGGAUGGACUGGAUUUGGAUCUCUUUUCAGAUAUUCCUGACGGUAUUCAACCAGGAAACGUUGUUGAAUUUUGUGGCAUGGAAGGAAGUGGCAAAACAGAGAUGCUUCUUCAUUUAAUUGCAAACUGUAUUCUCCCAAAGUCAUGGAAGGAUCUCAAACUGAACGGAAGAUCCGUUGGAGUAGUGUUUGUAGACACUGAUUUCCAUUUCCAGUUGUUACGACUGGUAACAAUACUGGAACACAGGAUUUUAAAAGCGAUCAGAGAGGCUGAUAAAUCUGAGACGUCAUUACGAAACGAUAAAACGAAUCACCACAAAGAAACUACGGAAGGCAGUCCUCUUGUUUAUCCAGAGAAAUACAGUGAUUAUGAAGUUUUUAUCAAGUCUUGUCUUAGUCUAUUGUUUAUUGUUCGUUGCAACAGUAGCAUAGAAUUACUGGCGACUGUUUUAUCACAUGAAAAUCUAUUAGCUGCCAAACCUGAAGUGGGUGUCUUUAUGAUUGACAGUUUGAGUGCAUUUUACUGGCUUGACAGAAGUGCUGGUGGAGAGAGCCUGGGUCAUCAAGAAUCAAACCAGCGAAAACUUGUUAACAUUUUACAAAAGUAUGUGCAGCAGUAUCAUGUGGUUCUGAUCGCCACUAAGCAAUCAAUCUUUGUGAACACAGAAAAAUCAACAAAUCGUGAAUAUUUGUGCCAGGCUUGGCAAAGAUUGGUAAAUUACCGUUAUGAAUUUGACAGAAAUAGUGUUCAAAAUGGAGGUGACAUAUCUUAUUCAGUUCACAGGACUUUUCCUUUGAGCAGAAGACACCAAAGAUUUUUCAUUAAAGAAAGUGGCAUUGAAUUUAAACUUUAG